CAGAAUACCUCAAGAUAGGAUGUCUACAUAUACAACUCACUAACAACAAACUGGCCAAAGACUGACAGUCAAUAAUAACUACACAAGUCAUUCAGUGUUACCUGUAUAGGUUUUAGGGUAGAACUCUGUACAGAGGCAUGCUGGUGUUCUGUUAAAAGUUUAAGGACUUGUGGCUGAGCUGAAUUUUUAGACCAGAACUAAACCUUAGGGAUAAUCAAUCAGCGAUAUGGUGAAUUACAAGGGCGACAAUGGACAGUAUUUACUCAACUACAAACAGACUGCAGUGAACGGUAACAGUUUUCCAUGCUUGGAUGGUGAAGAAUCCCCAACAGGAACCAUGAUUAACGGACACAUUAAUGGAGAUAUCGACAAGCUGAAAUAUCGAAGUAAUGGUAACAACAAUUCAGGGGAGAAAAUUCCUGAUAAACAACAUGUGAACUUGAAGAAACGAGUUGGCCUGUCCUCUGGCAUUGCCUUGAUAGUAGGCACCAUGAUAGGGUCAGGAAUCUUUAUCUCACCUAAGGGGGUACUAAUGGGGACAGGCUCAGUGGGACUGAGCUUUGUCGUGUGGAUAGGAUGUGGUGUCCUGUCCUUAAUGGGUGCAUUAGCCUAUGCAGAAUUAGGCACAAUGAUCACACGGUCAGGAGCUGAGUAUGCUUAUCUCAAGGAAGCAUUUGAACCAAUGCACAAAACGCUGGGGUCAAUACCUGCCUUCAUGUAUGCAUGGACAUCGGUGCUCAUCCUGAAACCAGCUCUGUUUGGCGUAGUGGCAAUGAGCUUCGCUCUGUACAGUACAGAGCCUUUCUAUCCCUGUGGUCCACCUGACAUUGUCAUAAAACUGGUAUCUGUUGUCUGUCUGUUGGUGGUAGCCUUCAUCAACUGUUACAGUGUAAGCCUGGCCACCAAAGUACAGAACAUCUUUACAAUUACAAAAUUAGUGGCAGUUGCUGUCAUCACUAUUGGUGGAUUUGUCAUGAUAGGCAGAGGAGAAACUGAGGUACUGCAGACUGGCUUUGAAGGCACAGAAAAUUCACUAUCAGUGAUUGCAUUAGCCUUCUAUGAUGGACUAUGGGCAUAUGAUGGAUGGAACAAUCUUAACUACGUGACAGAAGAAAUCCAAGAUCCUCAUAAGAACCUCCCGAGGGCGAUUAUGUUUGCCAUUCCCCUAGUGACCAUCUGCUAUUUCUUCACCAAUGUAUCAUACCUCACAGUCAUGACGACAAGGGAGCUUCUGGCUUCAGCUGCUGUUGCAACGACUUGGGGAGAGAGGGUGCUCGGAGUUUUUGCUAUGCUCAUACCAAUAUCUGUGGCAUUCUCUACAUUUGGUGCUGCUAAUGGUUCUUGCUUCACAGGAGGAAGGGUGAUGUUUGUGGCUGCCAGAGAAGGCCAUCUACCCGAAGUACUAUCCUAUGUUCAUGUCAAACAGUUCACACCUCUUCCAUCUCUUCUUUUCUCGACAAUACUAGCGGCUAUACUAGUGACAUUAGGGGACAUCUUUACUCUGAUAGAUUACUUCAGCUUUGCUGCAUGGUUUUUCUAUGGAGCUACCAUGUUAUCACUUCUGGUCCUCCGAUACACAUCUCCGGACCGUGAACGCCCUUACAGAGUACCCACCAUUGUACCAGUGAUUGUCUUGUUAUUCUCCAUCUACCUUGUCAUCGCUCCUAUUGUACAGAACCCAAGGAUUGAGUUCCUGUAUGCCUUCCUCUUCAUGAUCAGCGGUCUUUUCUUUUAUGUCCCAUUUGUUGUGUACAAAACCUCAUUUAAAUUUACUGAAAAAGUGACGAAAUUUUUACAACUUGUGUUGUUGGUGGCACCAAGCAGAUAUGAAGAACUUGUGGCUGACUGAAAACCUGAACAGGAUAUUAGGAUCAUAUAUCUUGAUACUUAUCUAAUAAAUUACCGUUUUUUGUGAAAAUCGACUAGGUGUACAUAAUUUAUUGCUUUAUAACAGAAGAAAAAACUUUAUGCAUUUCUGAAGUUGAAACCAUAACUAUAUCUGAUUAUUCUGUGAUAAUGAACUGUUAACAUGGGCAGCUGCUUCCAUGAAUCAUAGCUUUAAUUAUACACUGGAUCCUGGUGUCAUUAGGAAGGCCACAAAACACACCUCCUCUCACUGGCCCUGUAGACAUCUGAUACAAUGGUGUGACUUAUGUUACAGAUCUGGAAAUCAACUGAUUUCAGACACAUUAUGGUUCACCAAAUUCCUCUUUGAUAUACUGCACAUAUACAAGGGUAAAGUCAUUGACACUUUAACAUGAAAACAAACCAUUAUAUGUUUGUAUAUUGUGGUACAUGUGUACGGAUUGAAAUGGUGUUGUUUUAUGUUAUAUGUUAAUUCUAGUCAUAUUACCAACUCAGUUUUUCUUUGUUGUUCAUGCUGUUUACCUUGUUUUUUCUUAGGUUUUUUUAUGACAGUUUUCCUUGAUUUGCUCAAACUUGAUAGGUUUAGCAAGUAUAUGUACAGAUAUGUAUAUAGAGGAAAACAAAUGAAAAAAUAAAAAUAUUGUAAACAUGAAAUACAGAUAGACAUAAUAGAUACAUUUUAAUUUAGUCCAACUUUGUUUUUAAAUCUAAAAUUAACAUAAUUUACAUAUAAAAUCAAGUUUACCGAAAUAUGAAAAGUCAAGGAAAACUUGUGGUUCCUAUGGUAUUUUUUCUUUUGUCUGAAAUGUGACUUUUUUGGUUUAUGUAUGUAUAAUUAUUUCAGUACAUGGCAUACAUAAUUGGUUUUAUAAGUUUAAUCUACCUACUGAUGGUUUACACAUAUUUAAGGAAAAAUAAAAAGCCAAAUAGAUUUACCAUACCUAUCAACCCUACUUUUCAACUUGUAGCCUGAAAUAUUCAAUGUUUUUUUUGCACAUUUCACAUUAAACUGAUUUUUUUUUUGUCAGCAGGAUAAGUGAGAGUUCCUAGAAUAUCAUUCCGUUUUGUGGACAUUUCUAGUGUUGUCAGUGGUCCAGAUCUACAUCUAAAUGAAAAACUUUAAAAAUGUAAUAUUUAAUGAUAUAUGCAGAUUGGAACACUUACAUGGUGCUAAUGAUGGUGUCAUUUACGUGUGCAAAAUUUGAAAUUACUGAAUCAUACAUUUUUACAACCCCAGUGAUAGAUGUAAAUAUAAGAUGAUUCACUAUACAUACACAAAAUGUAUCAACUUAUUUAUAUUAGCUGGAGUCACUACAGAUAAAAGGAUGGCUGUUGUAAGAUUAAUGUACCAACACUUUCUCAGGGUAAUUCAAACAAUGUUCAAUAAUUAAAAGCUUGAAUUUCUUCAGAGUACCAUACAAAUGUAAAUCUUUAGUAAUUACCUGGUUGAAUGUCUUGUGAGUAAUACAUACAAAGACAUGUUAGAUGAUUACAGGUAUAUUUGAUGUCAUUAUACCUAUUUAAGGAAAAUGAAAAAGUUCAAUUUCAAAAAAUAAAUAAAUCAAUAAAGAAAGAAAGGGUUCCCUAUCCUGAUGUUUUCACAUUUUUGAAACACGUCAUAUUUCAAAACUCUCUUAUCGAAAAUGUGAAUGUAAUCGUAUAUUUUUUAGUGACAUGCACCAUUACUUAUGAAGGCUAUCAUAAUGUCACUUAAUCUACACAUAGUUCAGUGAAUUUUGAUAAAAUCUACCAAAGAACUAAAGGAGAAAAUUGUAAAGUUUUGUCAGAAUCCUUGAUAACUACAGUAUGACUAUUCAUUAAAACAUGAAGUUAGGAAUUAUUCCAUGAGUGAGAUAUUGAUGAAGAAUGUGUAGAGAAGACAGGCAUGUUGAUAGAGCUACAAAGGGAUACCAUGUAUUUGAAAGUUUAAUUCUGAUAACAAGUUUUCAAAGGACAGUGUAUUUAUAGGUUAAGAAUGUAUACUGUUCAAAUAAAGUUUUAAUUACAAGCUAUAUAACAAAAUCAAAGCUAAAAAAGGAAUUUAAUUCCUGAUGUUCGAGUUUCAAUCUUGUGAUUUUCUGAGUUCAGUAAACGCUAAAGUACUUAGUACAUUUCCUGAUUAUACUGCUAAAGAAAUAUGAUUGUUUCACCAUCAGAUAGAAUAAUCAAUUACAGUGUAGUUGAUUGCUAAUUUUCCCAUUCAUUUACCAAAUCUCAUCCACAAACUCAUACUGUAAAUAGUCAUUUGAUAAAUUAUUCAUUUGUAUUUUCUUCAGAUUAGUGCUUAAAUAGUAUGAUGGUUGUUAAAGUAAGGUUACUUGUUUGUAUGGAACAAAAGGUGUGAAUGCCUUCAUUUAUGUUUGUAUGUCUGCAUAUAGAGCAGUAAUGAGAUAUCCUGAAGGCUUGUUUUCAUCAUUCGCAUUCAUAAAAUGUAUCCUUGAAAUAAGAUGCAGGUACAUUUUUAUUCUGAGUGAAAAAUAUUGGGGUACAUUUCAUACUCUUAUGAAAAGGUUACCUCUCUGUGGGUGUUUGAAAUCGUGAUCCAUAAUUUGUUAUGAAUGAUAACAUAUUAUUAAUGUUUUAGUGCCAAAUUGUAUUAAUGUGUUUUUCUUUUAGUAUUCAGGUGCUUUAAUCAUGUUUUAGAAUGGUGAAUAUGUGUCUCCAAAGCAUUUGUAGGUUAGAAAAUUUUAAAGGAAUGAGUAGUAAUUUAAACUAUGACGUAACGGUUAGUACACCUAGAUUCUAUGCAAUUAGAAACUAAAACAAUCAUUUUCACGACAUAACCAAUGACUGGUCUGUCUUCUCAAGGGUGGAUGUUCUCUUAAGCUACAAGAACAUAAGUUAUGAGUUUUACAAAUGGUGCAUUGCUAGACAGUAUUCAUAAUUCAAGCAGUAGGAAUAGUUUUAUGUUUAACUUUGAUGUUAUCUCAAAGUUUUCAUGAUAAAUUGAAAUAUGGAUUAUACAUAUAUUUAUCUCUGGUUUAAAAAUUGUUAACAUGUUGACUACAAGUUUUGUUAAUUUUUUUUUCAUUCUUCAGGAAUUUGAUCCAUCAUUCCAUUUGCCUACUAAUUUGAUGUCUAAUUAUUGCAAAUCAGUGCUUCUUAAUUGAAAUUUUGAAAUAACUUAAAUUCAUUUAAUUUGAAGUUAAAUGUGACAGACAGUCCUCUAUAACAGUUGUGUCAUAUUUAUUGUAAAAUUAUCUUUACUGCCAAUCAGUACAAGAAGAUGUUUGACAGUGUGUACAAAUCACAUAGUCAUAUAUCAUUAUCUACUGACUGAGCUGAUAUUUAGAAAUAAAAUUUUCAUUGAAUAUAUUAAGUAUGGUUAUUAAUGUCCGGUGCUUUAUUUCAACAGAGUAUUCAUCGUGACAUUGAAUUUCAUGUUGCCAUGUUCAUCACAUAGAUAAUUGUUUGAUGUUAUCAAUUUGAUGAUAUAAUGACACAGUUGUUUUAUGUUACUAUGUUUAUCACACAGUGAUGAAAUAAUUUGAUUUACUGUAUGAAUCUGUUUCCAUGUUCAUGAAUAUCUGUGGUUUGAAAAGCUGUGAUCAUUAUUACAUUGUUUCUUUAUCCAUGUGUGCUUACCAUAUAUCAUAAUAUUUACUUCAUGUUGUAAAUAAAGUCUUGUGUUCUUAGGAGGAAAACAGUAUGUUUAUUAUUUAACAUUGUAGCUCAUCAUCUUAUGUUAUCAUUAGUUUCGGUGUAUGUGAUCAUGGCCAAUGGAAGGUUUUGUAACAUCUGGUAUGGGAUAAUUUCUGAGCCAAUGGAAGGUUUUGUAACAUCUGGUAUGGGAUAAUUUCUGAGCCAAUGGAAGGUUUUGUAACAUCUGGUAUGGGAUAAUUUCUGAGCCAAUGGAAGGUUUUGUAACAUCUGGUAUGGGAUAAUUUCUGAGCCAAUGGAAGGUUUUGUAACAUCUGGUAUGGGAUCAUUUCUGAGCCAAUGGAAGGUUUGUAACAUCUGGUAUGUGAUCAUUUGUGAGCCAAUGGAAUGGUUUGUAAAAUCUGGUGUUUGAUCAUGGAUGAACCAAUGGAAGGUGCUGUUACAUCUGGUGUGUGAUUAUUAAUGAGCUGGUGGAAGGUGUUGUAAAUGGACCCACUUUUUUCUUUUUGGUUGCAUAUUUGUCUUUUGCUUCUGUGUAGUGUUGAUAUUGAAAUACUUUCCUAAUUUGUACUUUGUUUUAAAGCAAUUUAUUGGUUUUGUUCAUUAUUUAUAAAUUAAAACUUGCUUCAUGCUGUGUGUUGAUGUGUUCAAACUAGUGCACCAGUACAGUGGUUGUUGUGUCUACAGCUGUGAUUUUGACACAGAGGUGUCUACACCUGUAGCUGUGAUGUUUCCUAUGAAGUGUUUAGUUGUGAUGUUUUUCAGAGAACACUUCAAGCUGUGAUAACUAGUCUUUGUCAAUUUUACCCAUAUCAGUGUAAUUAUAGUAUUGAUUCCUACUUAAUCUAUAGAUGUAUUAAUCCUAUUUAUUUAUCUUGUUGUCAAAGUAAAUAUUAUCUUUUUAUUGUUUAUUUAACAUGUUGAGCCAAAUUCAUAGAUUAUGAUGUAUGUUAAUGCAUUUCUUGAGAAGUAUUUCUCAAAUGCAUAAUUGUUAUCAUUAUGAAUUAUUACAAAUGAAUGCAUGUUCGAGUGUAUUUAAUGAGUGAUGUUCUUCAUAUAGAGUUUAUAUUUUCAAAAUUAUUUCUAUAUAUAACGGUAUCACAAGUUAUUUUAAUUAAGCACAUUUGUUUGUAUGAUUAAUUAGUGAUUAUCUGUCUGCUAUGAUAAAACAUCAACUAUA
Molecule: messenger RNA, 6646 nt
Organism: Ylistrum balloti
Lineage: Eukaryota; Metazoa; Mollusca; Bivalvia; Pectinida; Pectinidae
Product: b(0,+)-type amino acid transporter 1-like
Exons: 14
Coding region: 227-1849 (540 amino acids)
Biological process (GO): amino acid transmembrane transport
Cellular component (GO): membrane
Molecular function (GO): L-amino acid transmembrane transporter activity
Source: RefSeq, a predicted model, not a curated record